GCGAUCAUGUCUGCGCCGCCCGCGCUGCAGAUCCGGGAGGCGAACGCGCACCUGGCGGCCGUGCACCGGCGCGCGGCGGAGCUGGAGACGCGGCUGCUGGCGGCGGAGCGCACGGUGCGCGCGCAGGCCGAGCGCCUGGCCCGCCACGACCAGCAGCUGCGCGCCGCCCUGGACGAGCUGGGCCGCGCCAAGGACCGGGAGAUUUCUGCCCUCCAAGAGCAGCUUCUGAGCUCGGAAGCCGCCGUCCGCAGCCUGCAGGCCGCCGUGGACCAGAGGGACCAGAUGAUCCAGCAGCUGCAGCCCCGGGCUGACUUACUGCAGGACAUCGCUCGCCGGCGACCACCCCUGGCUGGGCUGCUGGCCGCCCUGGAGGAGGCCGAGCGCCUGGGCCCCUUGCUGGCCAGCAACCAGGGCCAGCUCCUUCCCGAUGGGCCUGGCCCACCCCUGAGCAAUAGCACUGGGGAGGGGGGGCAGGACGAGCUUCAGCCUGCCGUGUUUGGGACGACUGUGUGAGCUGCCCUGGCGGUCCAGAUCUCAGGGUGUGUGGCCAAGGCCCUGGACAUCACCAGUGUCCCGGAGGGGACCUGGGACAUUACUGGGAUCCCAUCUAAACAUCAAAACAAGCGAAAGGCCAAGCUCUCACUUAAAACAGUUUUCUCCCCAGUGCUUGGGGCAUCCGCUACAUUCAGUUGAUUUGAAAUAAUCCCCAAAAUAAAGAAGGCUGGGGUGGCGGCUCAGUGGUAGAGCCCCCCACGCAUCAUGCACAGGCGUGGUGGCAGCCUGACAGACGGACGGACGCCUGCCGUCCCAGCCCUGGUGAAGUAGUGGGAGUCCGACCCCUCGUCUCAGUUUGAAGCUGUGCUGUCUCCUGUUUGAGAUGGGGUCCCACAUAGCCUAGGCUAGCCUCUAACUGCUGUCUCAGGAGGUGACUUGAGUUCUGCUGGGGUGACAGGCGCCCACCACCAGGCCCUGUCUUCUUUGGGCUUUGUGUUUUUAUUUUUGCUAUGAGGUGGGGUCUCCCUCCAUAGCCUGGGCUUCCCUGGGCCCCACAGCCCUCCCAAGUGCUUUUAUAUAGGUGUGAGUCACCAGCCCCGCUGAUGUGACCCCCUUCUUACUCUUAGGCCUCCUGAGCCGUCGUCCUCGUCCAGGGCAGGAGCUCCUCUUUAUUUCACAUUCUGUUGCUUCUGUAUAAGAAGACAAAUCAUCGUCCUGGAUCUGUUUAAUUUCUCUCUGGGGAGAGCAGGCAGGUCAAGACACCAGUGAAAACCUCAGCCUUUGCCUCAGGGCCUCUGCACUGUCUGUUCCCUGUGCCUCCCGCUCCGUGCUUUCCCCAUGACACUCAGGUUUCUCAAAUGCCCCGUCCGGAGGGCCUCUGACCAGCCUCCCUGUGGUUACUCCUACAGCCUGCUUGCUGCCGGCCACUGUGGUGGUUUGGCUUUUUGAGACAUAGUCUUGUGAAGCCCAGGCUGGCCUCUAACUUUUUAUGUAGCUUGGGCUGGCUUUGAACUUCUGGUCCUCCUGCCUCCUGUCGACAUCAGUGCCUGCCAGAGCCGGUGAGGCCCCCACCAGCCAGAGCCUCCUGGACAUCCGAUGAGCCCCUGCCCUGUUCUGGGGACAGUGGUGUCUUUGUAGCAAGUCUCCUUUGGAUACCCGAAGAGAACCUGUUUUUAGCUCCUGGUUUCAGUGCCGCCCCCGACCUGCCAUGGUGAGGCUGUGUUGCCUGUCAGAGCCCUGAGAGCGAGGGUCCCCACACCGCUGCAGCCAGCGGCUGCCUGGUGAGUUCCAUGGUCCCCAAGCUCAAGGCAUUGCCCUUGAGCAGCCACCAGGAGGGAAGAGGCUGCUCCAACCUGAGGGGCUCAGCUGGCCCCUGAACCUGGACGGUGCUGACUUCCUGUCUGGGACCCUCAGCAGAGAAGAAGGGGGUUGUUUGUACAGGGGAGGCGGGUAGGGCCUGUCUGCACUGGAAUAAACCGGUUGUUUCUAA
Molecule: messenger RNA, 1984 nt
Organism: Peromyscus leucopus (white-footed mouse)
Lineage: Eukaryota; Metazoa; Chordata; Mammalia; Rodentia; Cricetidae
Gene: Vmac
Product: vimentin type intermediate filament associated coiled-coil protein
Exons: 2
Coding region: 7-513 (168 amino acids)
Source: RefSeq, a predicted model, not a curated record